AAGUAGUGCGCAUUCUAACGGCCGAUCAGUUGCUCUUAAAACGUUUAAAUUAACGGAGGGCUUUUCAUGACAGCCAAAAAAGCAAAAAAAAUAUCCGAAAAAAUAGAGACUCCAUUAAAUUAUGAAAAUAAAAUUCGAUUUCCAUGUGUGUUGCUGUCUGCUGUUGCUGCUACUAGUGGUUGGGAAUCGCCUUUGUAACGCCCAAAGCACAAAUGUCAUACAAUCGUACCUACGUAUACUUGCCCAAGGUCAGGCCGAAGAAAAUCUCGAGAAUUUGGAUAACAAUGCGCCGCUUUUGAAGGAAUACGAUUUCAUUGUGGUGGGUGCCGGCACGGCAGGUUGUACGUUGGCGGCUCGCCUCUCCGAAAAUCCCCAAUGGAAGGUGUUGCUGCUGGAGGCAGGAGGCCCGGAGCUUUUGAUUAUGGAUUUCCCGGCCACUGCCCAGUUGCUGAAAUUGAGUUCGGAAGUGAAUUGGAAAUAUUUUACCGAACCCUCGGAUUCCUAUUGUUUGGGCCUCUACAACAGGAGCUGUCAUUUUCCGCGCGGUAAGGUUAUGGGUGGCUCUUCAGUGCUAAAUGCCAUGAUGUAUACGCGGGCCAAUCGCCGUGAUUAUGACAGCUGGGCAGCCAUGGGUAACAAGGGCUGGAGUUGGCCUGAGGUUUUGCCAUAUUUCCAAAAACUCGAACAUUCCUAUGUGGAGGAUGCCGAUCCGGAGCUGGUGGGCCGCAAUGGCCCGGUGAAAAUUACCCAUCCCCAUCGUCGCUCCAAAUUGGCCGAGGCUUUUGUGGAGGCUGGCCAGGCGGAUGGCAUACCCAAAUGUGACUACAAUGGCAGGAAACAGAUUUGCUAUUCCUUCAUCCAGACCACCACCGAUGGCAGAUAUCGCUGGAGUUCCAAUCGGGCCUAUUUGUAUCCCAUCAAGGGUAAGAGACCGAAUUUGCAUAUCCGCAAAUAUUCUCUGGUCACAAAAAUACUCAUCGACCCCAAGACCAAAACUGCCCAAGGGGUGCGAUUCGAGUCGAGAGGCCAGAGUUUCACGGUAAAGGCCCGCAAGGAGGUCAUAUCCUCGGGAGGAGCCAUUAAUACACCCCAAUUGCUAAUGUUGUCGGGAGUGGGUCCUGCCAAACAUCUCAGGCAGGUGGGUAUUAAACCCAUUGCCGAUUUGGCGGUGGGCUUUAAUCUCCAAGAUCACCUGGCCCCCUUUCUCACAUUCAACACCAACACCUCAACGCUGAAGCUGCAGAACCUAUUCGAUGCCAGUGAAUAUUUACAGCUGGAGACCAAAAACAGUAGCCUUUCCAUACCGGAUGGUGUGGAGGCAAUUGCCUUCUAUGAUCUCGAUCACAACAAUCGCGCCGAUGGCUGGGCCGAUAUGGAAUUUUUUAUGAUAAGUGGGGGUCUCCACACAAAUCCCGCCACUGUGAGAGCCUUUAAUAUGCGCCAGGACAUCUAUGAAUACAUGUACGAGGAUAUCUUGAAAAAUGAUCCCGAUACCUUUAUGAUAUUCGUCAUGAAUCUAAGGCCACGCAGCAGGGGUCGCAUUUUGCUGCGUAGUAAAAAUCCCCAUGAUCAUCCCCGGAUAUAUCCGAAUUAUUUCCGAGAUCCCUAUGAUUUGGAUAUUUUGGUGAGAGGGCUGCAAAGGGCCAUAAAUCUCCUGAAAUAUCCCUCGAUGCGUAAAAUCAAUGCCCGGCUGCUGGAACGUCCCAUACCACAGUGUCGAAAAUAUGGCGAUAUAACCUCGCGACCCUAUUUGGAAUGUUAUCUGCGUUACUUUAGCUUUACGAUCUAUCAUCAGACGUGUACAGCAAAAAUGGGUCCACGAAGUGAUAAAAUGGCUGUGGUGAGGGUUCAUGGCAUCAAGAAUUUACGUGUCGUGGAUGCCAGCAUUAUGCCAAAUAUCAUUGCCGGUCAUCCAAAUGGUCCGGUCUUUAUGAUUGCCGAAAAGGCGGCGGAUAUGAUUAAACAGGAUCAUGGUUACAUUAGAUGAAAUGAAAUUAGUGUUAGUUGUAGUGGUUAGAUACUA
Messenger RNA from Musca domestica (house fly), 2023 nucleotides. Its product is annotated as glucose dehydrogenase [FAD, quinone]-like. Gene Ontology annotation, molecular function: flavin adenine dinucleotide binding; oxidoreductase activity, acting on CH-OH group of donors. The record is from RefSeq and is a predicted model, not a curated record. NCBI's taxonomy places the organism in Eukaryota, Metazoa, Arthropoda, Insecta, Diptera, Muscidae.